AUGGUAUGUCUAGAUGUUCAAAUAAGAUGGAAUUCUACGUACUUAAUGUUGAGAUCCGCUGAGAAAUAUGAAAAAGCUUUUGCCCUACUUGAGGAGGAUGAGGAUAAGUAUUUUGUUGCUCCUAGCUCUAUUGAGUGGAAAACUGCUAGGCUAUUUGUGAGUGAUAAUCCUAUCCUUAGUUCAGUGAGUUUUGAUAUGAAAAUAAAGUAUGAUAAGUAUUGGGAGACUGCAGAGAUGAUUAACUUAUUGUUGUAUGUGGCAUUUGUUCUUGACCCACGUUACAAGAUGAAGGGGUUAGUAUUUUGGUUGAAAAGAUGCAAUGAUGCUGAUUGGGCGAAAUUUAUCUAUGACAGUGUGGACGCCCUUUUGAACCGUUUGUGGGAUCAAUACAAUUUGUUUCAUGGGGAGGAUGGGUUAUCUAACUCUGAUGUAGGUAUGCAAAGUUCAAUUCCUACUUUUUCAAAUGUUGAUGAUGAAGACUUGGAGGAUCAAGCUGUGCAAUAUUUGAAGGUGUUCUCCCAACACCAAGAAGAGACCGACUCGGAGUGUAAGUCGGAGGUGGAACGAUAUUUGUCUGAUCGGUGUGAAGCAGCAACCCAAGAUUUUAAUAUCUUACUUUGGUGGAAGGUUAAUGCACCCAAAUAUCCUAUUAUCGCAGAGGUAACCCGUGAUGCAUUAGCUAUUCUUAUUUUCACUGUUGCAUCUGAAUCUGCCUUCAGCAUUGGAGGACGUAUAUUAGAUUCAUUUAGGAGUUCAUUAUCUCCACUUACAGUUGAGGCCUUGAUUUGCACACAAGACUGGUUAAAGGGCUGCCCAAAUAACAUUGAGGAGCUGCAAAAGUUUAUGGGAAUGGAAAGCUAUGAUGAGCCUGGUAACUAA
Corylus avellana is the source of this 879-nucleotide messenger RNA. RefSeq names its product zinc finger BED domain-containing protein RICESLEEPER 1-like. Gene Ontology annotation, molecular function: protein dimerization activity; DNA binding. The record is from RefSeq and is a predicted model, not a curated record. NCBI's taxonomy places the organism in Eukaryota, Viridiplantae, Streptophyta, Magnoliopsida, Fagales, Betulaceae.